UUUGGGGUCUCUAAUUAAUGGAAAAAUCGGGAUUUGAGGGUCUCUAAUUAAUGGAAAAAUUGGGAAUUUGGAGUCUUUAAUUCCUGGGAAUAUUGGAGAUUUUUUUGGUCUUUAAUCAAUGGUAGAAUCAGGAUUUUGGGGUCUUUAAUUCCAGGAAUAUUUGGGGAUUUGGGGUCGUUAAUUUGUGGAAAAAUUGGGGAUUUGGCGUCUUUAAUUAAUGGAAAAAUUGGGGGAUUUGGGGGUCAUUAAUUCGUGGAAAAAUCGGGAUUUGGGGGUAAUUAAUUCCUGGGGAAAAUCAGGAUUUUGGGGUCUUUAAUUCCUGAAAAAAAUGAGGAUUUUGGGGUCUUUAAUUAAAGGAAAAAUUGGGGAUUUGGGGUCUUUUAUUCCUGGAAAAUUUGGGAUUUUGGAGUCUUUAAUUUGCGGAAAAAUUGGGAAUUGUGGGUCCUUUAAUUCCUGGAAUUUUUUGGGGGCUGGAAUUUUAAGGUCUGGAAUUAUUUGGGGGCUGAAUUUGAAUUUUUUGGGAUUUUGCAGGCGAUGGAUCCGUGGGGAGAGGAGGAAGAGGAGGAGGAGGAGGCGGAGCCGGAGGUGAUUUUUGGGGAUGAGGGGGAGGAAGAUCCCGACGACCCCAACGGAAUCCAGGGAACGCCCGGCUCCAACGCGACCUCGGCGGCCGCUCCGGAAAUGGCGGCGUUGGAUCCCGGCGCCCUCUUCGCCAACCCCGACCUUCCGGAGCGCGAAACUUUCCGCUGGACCGUGGUGCAACAGAUCGACCCCGGCGCGUCGUCGAAGAGCGGCAAAAGAAGCCCCAAAUCCCAAAGUUUCUCCAACUUCAAGAGCAUCAUCGUCCUCCAGAAGAGCUACGAGUGCCCGGAGUGCGGCAAAACCUUCAGCUGCAGCUCCCACUUCUCCAAGCACCGCCGGACGCACACCGGGGAGAAACCCUUCCGGUGUUUCCACUGCGGCAAGAGCUUCAACGUCUCUUCCAACCUCUACCGGCACCAACGCGGCCACGGCGGCGCCGAGGCGGCGCCGGAGAAACGCCGCGGGCCGGCCUACGAGUGCCGGGAGUGCGGGAAGAGCUUCCGGCGGAACAAAGAGUUGGCCACCCAUCAGCGGCUCCACACCGGGAAUUUGCCGUUCCAGUGCGCCGACUGCGGGAAGAGUUUCUCCUGGAGCUCCCACUGGCUCCGGCACCAACGCAUCCACACCGGCGAGAAACCCUACGAGUGCCCCGAGUGCGGGAAGAGCUUCUCGAGGAGCUCCCACCUCUACCGGCACCAGCGCGGCCACGCCGGCGGGCGCUCGUACAUCUGCACCUACUGCGGGCGGAGUUUCGGCAGCAUCCUCCAUUUCGAGCGGCACCAGCGGACGCACAGCGGCGUGAGGCCCUACAAGUGCUCGCUGUGCCGGAAGAGCUUCGGCGACGCGCCGGCGUUGGUGAAGCACCAACGGAUCCACCUCGGCGAGGGCCCCUUCCGCUGCGAGGAGUGCGGCAAAGCCUUCGGCGCCCGCUCGCAGUACGCGCGGCACCGGCGGAGUUUCCACGGCGGUCCCGGCGCCGAGAAGCCGUAUCGGUGCGGGGAUUGCGGGAAGAGUUUCUCCUGGAGCUCCCACUGGGAGAGGCACCAACGGAUUCACACCGGCGAGAAGCCCUACGAGUGCGCCGAGUGCGGGAAGAGCUUCGGGAGGACGUCGCACCUCUACCGGCACCAGCGGACGCACGCCGGCGGUCGGCCCCACGUCUGCGGCGAGUGCGGGAAGAGUUUUAAUUCCACGCUCCACUUCCAGAAGCAUCAGCGGGCGCACGGCGCCGGGGCCCGGAAGAGUUGCGGCGAGUGCGGGAAGUCGUUCUCGGAUCCGUCGGCGUUGGCCAAGCAUCAGCGCAUCCACACCGGGGAGAGGCCGCACCGCUGCGGCGACUGCGGCAAGGGCUUCAUCCAGCGCUCCGACCUGGAGCGGCACCGGCGCGUCCACACCGGCGAGCGGCCCUACGCCUGCGGCGACUGCGGGAAACGCUUCAGUGUCAGCUCCCACCUGGACCGGCACCGCCGCACUCACGCCGGCGGGCCGGGGCCGCCAGAGCAGCCCCGCGCCAAAACCAAAACGCCGGCAGCGGAAUCGGCGCCGCAUCGCUGCCAGGAGUGCGGGAAGAGCUUCGGGCAGCGCUCGGCGCUGGCGAAACACCGCAAGACGCACACGGGCGAGCGGCCGCACCGCUGCGGCGACUGCGGCAAGAGCUUCAGCCGCGGCUCCAACCUGACGCAGCACCGGCGCAUCCACACCGGCGAGCGCCCCUUCGCCUGCGGCGACUGCGGCAAGAGCUUCAGCCGCGGCUCCAACCUGACGCAGCACCGGCGCAUCCACACCGGCGAGCGCCCCUUCGCCUGCGGCGACUGCGGCAAGCGCUUCAGCGUCAGCUCGCACCUGGACCGGCACCGGAAGAUCCACGCGGCCGAACGCGCCUCGUACCGGUGCCCGGAGCACCUGGCCGGGUUUUUGGCGGCUCACCGGCACGGGAGGCUCUUCCAGUGCGGGCAGUGCGGGCGGUGUUUCGGGCAAGGCGCGGCGCUGUUGAAGCAUCAGCGCUCUCACGGCGCCGGCGGUGCCGGCGGCUCGGCGGCGCCGAAAUGCCUGGAUUGCGGGAAAAACCGGGCGUUGUGCCAGGAUUGCGGCCGCCAGCCGGAAACGGCGGCGGCGGCGGCGGCGGAGAAACCCUACAAGUGCGCGGAGUGCGGGAAAAGCUUCGGGCAGCGCUCGGCGCUGGUGAAACACCGGCGCAUCCACACCGGCGAGAAACCCUACAAGUGCCCCGAGUGCUCCAAGGGCUUCAUCCAAAAAUCCGACCUCACCAAGCACCGGCGGAUGCACACCGGGGAGAAGCCGUACGAGUGCCGCGAGUGCGGGAAGCGCUUCAGCGUCUCCUCCAACCUCCUGACCCACCAGAGGACCCAUCUUGGAGAGAAACCCUUCCAGUGCUCCGAGUGCGGCAAGAGCUUCAUCCAGCGCUCCGAGCUCACCAUCCACCGGCGCGUCCACACCGGCGAGAAGCCCUACAAGUGCCGCGAGUGCGGGAAGUGCUUCAGCCGCAGCUCUUUGGUGACGCACCAAAAGCGGCAUUUGGGGGAAAAUCCCUACAAAUGUCCCGAUUGCGGGAAAUCCUUCAGCGUGGGCUCGGCGUUCAUCCAGCACCGGCGGAUCCACGCCGGCGCGGCGCCGUGCCGCUGCGGGGUUUGCGGGAAGAGCUUCCCGGUGAGUUCGGGGUUGGUGAAGCACCAAAAGGUUCACGCGGAGGAGAAACCCUACAAAUGCGGCGAUUGCGGCAAGGGGUUCAACUGGAAUUCCCACCUGGAGCGCCACCGGAGGAUUCACACCGGGGAGAAACCCUACGAGUGCCGGGAGUGCGGGAAGAGCUUUUCCUGGAGCUCCCACCUGGACCGGCACCGGCGAAUCCACAUGGGCGAGAAACCCUUCCGCUGCGGCAGCUGCGGGAAGAGUUUUUCCCAAAGCUCCCACCUGGAGCGGCACCGGAAAAUCCACCGGGAGCCGUGCCGGGAAUGCGGGAAGAACGAGGGGAGGAAAGAAGGGAAAAGCUUCCAAAAACGCUGCCGGGUUUCGGGAGGGGAGGAGGGAUGCGGCGAGUGCGGGAAGAAUUCGGGUUCGGCGCCGGAUUUGGGGGCGAAUCUGAAGGAUCAAGGCACCCAAACCGGCGAGAAACCUUUUGUGUGCCCCGAGUGCGGCAAAAGCUUCGGGCAGAACUCGGCGCUGGCCAAGCACCGGCGGGUGCACACGGGUGAGAAGCCCUACAAGUGCGCGGAGUGCGGGAAGAGCUUCGGCGUGCGCUCCAACCUCAUCAAGCACCAGCGCACGCACCUCGGCGAGAAACCCUACAAGUGCCCCGAGUGCUCCAAGGGCUUCAUCCAAAAAUCCGACCUCACCAUCCACCGGCGGAUGCACACCGGGGAGAAGCCGUACGAGUGCCGCGAGUGCGGGAAGCGCUUCAGCGUCUCCUCCAACCUCCUGACCCACCAGAGGACCCAUCUCGGAGAGAAACCCUUCCAGUGCUCCGAGUGCGGCAAGAGCUUCAUCCAGCGCUCCGAGCUCACCAUCCACCGGCGCGUCCACACCGGCGAGAAGCCCUACAAGUGCCGCGAGUGCGGGAAGUGCUUCAGCCGCAGCUCGCACCUCAACCGGCACCGCCGCACCCACGGCAAAGCCGCCGCCGCCGCCUCCUUCCCUCCUUCCUCCCCUCCUUCCUCCUCCUCCUCCUUCCCUCCUUCCUCCUCCUUCCCUCCUUCUUCUUCCUCCUCCUUCUCUUCUUCUUCCUCC
Passer montanus (Eurasian tree sparrow) is the source of this 4326-nucleotide messenger RNA. It is a transcript of the gene ZNF91, whose product is annotated as zinc finger protein 91. Gene Ontology annotation, molecular function: DNA-binding transcription factor activity, RNA polymerase II-specific; RNA polymerase II cis-regulatory region sequence-specific DNA binding. The transcript is spliced from 4 exons. NCBI's taxonomy places the organism in Eukaryota, Metazoa, Chordata, Aves, Passeriformes, Passeridae. The annotation marks the transcript as partial. The record is from RefSeq and is a predicted model, not a curated record. Gene Ontology annotation, biological process: regulation of transcription by RNA polymerase II.